CAACCGUUGAGAUUAUUUUGUACGCUCCCUCGGAAGGUUAGAUCCCGAUGAUUAAAUCGAGCCAAACCUCGUAAACACGCGACACGACACGGGGCGGUAGCGGCUCCCUGUAGGAUUUUCACGUUUUUACGUAAGAUGGAGGAGAUCGACAAUAUAAUAAUUCACUCGUUGCGACAAAUAGGCUGUGACAUCGACGAGAGCGUGACGAAUCUAAGUGGCUUCAACACCGAGCUAGUCGUUGAGGCAACAGUAAGAUGCCUGGAAACAAUACGACCAGGUCUGGGAUUAUCCACCGUAUUACCCGUGAACAUGGCAGCACGCUUUCGACUGGGUGCUACUCUUGCACAAACGUGCACGGAACUCGGAUACCGAGGUGACAUUGGUUACCAAACGUUUUUGUACAAUUCAGAGGCAGAUCUGAGGCGAGUGUUCAUGUUUCUCAUUGAAAAACUGCCAAAGGAGAGCGAGAAGACCGUGAACGAGUCUGUCAGUAAGGUUGCGCUGUUGGAGAAGUCGGUGGCGUCAGCGAUAUCGCACGCACUGUCGAUACCAUGGCUGCCGCACUAUUGUCACAAGAGGGGAGUCAGGAACCGCGGGAGAGCGAGCACCCCUUACGCGUCUGUAAAUAUCGAAGUACCGGUAGCGAAUGCGGGGGAUGAUCACAAAGACUACUACACGCGCUAUUUACAACCAGUGCCUCAUCAAAUGCAGAAUAUCUCGUGUUUUUUACCUUCCCUGAUAUCGUACAACGCGAGAACGCUCGGUACUCCUUCAAUGGACCUCGUGGAGCGCGUAAAUUGGCUCAAUAGCCAGCAGCAGCAAUCGGAGAAAGCUUACUCCAAUGCGCAUAAUAUUGUCAACGAGUUUAACAAGUUCUCGUCGGAGAACAAGGCGCGAAGUGCAACAGAAUCUCAGAUGAAGUCAGAAUCCACGACGCAUUCAGUGCUUCCAAAUCAAGAGACGUUAAAAACAGAAGCGAGACAAGAGAUUGAGCUGGAAAACAUGAGGAAGGAGUGCGAGGAUCUCAGAAUAGACAUGGACGAGUUGCAAAAUGAGAUAAAGAAGUUAAUUAGCAGAUUAGCGCAGGCGACAGUCGCCGCUCAAAACGACGAGAAGGAACUGAGGAUCAGCGAGGAACAGAAGAAACUCAAGGCGAGGGCGUUCGAGCUGCUCCAAGAUGGGCCGGAGAAUGUGAAGAAGCUGGAGUCGGCGAUCGAGGCUAGCACAAAUAAAUUGAUCAGCCUGGCGAAUCAAUGGGAGAAGCACAGAGUGCCUCUGAUUAUGAAAUACAGACAGGAGAGAGAGAAAUAUUCCACGAAAGCUAAUGCAAGCCAGAAGAAGCUAGACGAGAUAAAAUUGUUGAAAGAAAAGGAGAGGGAACUUCAAGAAGAGUGUAGGAUUAAGGAUCAACAAUAUUCGCAAUUGAUCGCAGAGGUGCAGAAGCUUCCGAAAGAGGUGAACCGGUCCGCGUACACUCAACGAAUCCUAGAAAUAAUAAACAACGUUCGAAAACAGAGAGACGAGAUAAGCAAAGUUCUGGCCGAUACCCGCGAGAUUCAGAAAGAGAUUAACACGCUCACCGGCAGGCUGGAGAGAUCAUUCACUGUCGUGGACGAGCUGAUAUUUCGCGACGCGAGAACGAACGAGGCUUCGAGAAAAGCGUACAAGUUCCUGGCGACGUUGCAUUCGGACUGCAGCGAGCUCGUGAAUCUCGUGGAGGAGACCGGAGCGACGAUACGAGAAAUCCGGGACUUGGAAGAACAGAUCGACUCCGAAUCCGCCAAGAACGUGGGCGCCAAUCUGGAGAGGAUAACUGCCGAUUUGAAACAGAUGAAGCAGGAGAGCGCCGCGUUAACGGCGCAGUUGCAGAACAAAGCCUCGUGAUCGUUGCGUGUGGCGUGGCACCAUUUUACGAGUCAUAAUGUCCAGGACCAGUUGGGAAUUUAGUAACACAAGACGAACGCGAAUCGAAGACCAAAUGUUAUUUAGCUGCGCCGUUGGCGAGAUGUAACUUCGGGACUUCCGUCUUCGCGAGUCCACCGAGCUGGUUGCUAUGGAGACGUGCCUUGGCCCUGGAGUCGGGCCAAGCAUAUAAUAAAGAUACGUUGUCAACGUCAAUGCUCAAACGGACAUCAUUUAUUACACACACACACAGAGCCUAAUAAUUUUCUAGUACAUACGUCCAAGUUCGACUUUCGUAUCUCUCGCGUCUCGCGACGAUUCACCGAGCUACGUAAAAUAAAUGUUGAAAGCGUCAUUCUCCGCGAACAACCAACAUGUACAAAAUACAGGAUGUGUACCAGU
Ooceraea biroi (clonal raider ant) is the source of this 2304-nucleotide messenger RNA. RefSeq names its product coiled-coil domain-containing protein 22 homolog. Gene Ontology annotation, molecular function: cullin family protein binding. Gene Ontology annotation, biological process: positive regulation of ubiquitin-dependent protein catabolic process. Lineage: Eukaryota; Metazoa; Arthropoda; Insecta; Hymenoptera; Formicidae. The record is from RefSeq and is a predicted model, not a curated record.